UCUGGAUUGAAAAUAUACAAUCGAACUAUUGACCUGACACAGCCUUAACAAUAAAAACUGAUAUUUUUAAUACGAUGGCGGAGUGUGUGUUUACGAUAAAUACACGAAGACGGUUAGAGAAAUCAUUCAUAAGUCUUAUUGUCUCGAGUGAAGAAGGCCUUUACGCCGAUGGCUUAGUCAUUUAUGUCUGAAUAUAUCAACUCAUUGUAUUCAUUUCACAGGAUUUUGCAAAGGAGUGAUAAUGCAACAGCUAUAUUUAACCAUCUUCAUGACAUAUUUUAUACAUUACGUCCAAGCCACUUCCGAAUCUGUCUUACUCGACAUGAUGCACACCUAUAAGAAAUUUGAACAAAAUUCGGCAGAUACUACUUUUUACGAUCACAUGCAUUUAUUGGAAAAAAAAUUAAAAUCAUUCGAAACUAAAUACAAUCAAUAUAAAAACCUAUCUCAAAAAAUUAACGAUGAGUUAGAAUAUGAACAAUGGUCUUUUGAUUUGUUUUCAAAUAAUAUUGAUUUGGAAAAUAAUAAAAUAUUUUACGCAAACGGUACUUGUCGACAAAAUGCAUAUCAAGAAUAUAAAAUUCUCUAUGAAUAUUAUUAUUCAAAUAUAUAUUUCCAUUCUUCGAGAAUAACACCGUUUUUUAGGAAACUAAACAAACUUUACAACGCAGAAAUAGCGUUUUUAAGGUCAUACUAUGACAAUUUCAAGAAAAGUUUGGCAUCGAGUAAAGAGAAACAUGACCAAAAUCUGCUGUAUCUUGAGGAUCCAAGUUCAAAAGCAUUAAGUGAUGGCAGAUAUCAUCUAAUCAAACCAGAUAAUACAGAAAAUAACAUUACAGUUAUUGAAACAGGUAGAUAGUUGUUUAUGUCUACUGCCGCAGUAGGGUCGCCGCGACCCUGUUACUUUUGGUUCAUAGAAAUGAAAACAUAUUGUCUUCACUACAUACUUAUUUAUGUUUAUUUUGUUGUUCUAAUAAGCUAAUUGUUUUAUUUUUAUUAAAUACCCAUCAUAAUCUUUUAUUUUUAGUCCUUAAAAACUAAAGUAUUUAUAUUGUUAUCAAUCAUUUUGAUAGUUUCAGUAAUUUAUCUAAUAUAAUGAGAUUUUUGUAAAUAAAUGUUAUAUUCAUUUUUUGUAAAAUUUAUUUUUGUAAUAAUCUAUGAUUAAUGUUGAACGUCUUAUCUUUUAUUAUAAUUUGUACUAUUUAUGGCUAUAUUGCGUGUUAUAUGAUUUUUAUUUUUGUUUUAUAA
Molecule: messenger RNA, 1248 nt
Organism: Sipha flava (yellow sugarcane aphid)
Lineage: Eukaryota; Metazoa; Arthropoda; Insecta; Hemiptera; Aphididae
Exons: 2
Coding region: 242-859 (205 amino acids)
Source: RefSeq, a predicted model, not a curated record